AUGGCAGCAAACACAGGAGCUUCAGGAUGGCUAAGGGGCAAGGUGAAGGCUGUGACGUCUGGAGACUGCCUUCUCAUCAUGGGGAGCACCAAGGCAGAGAUCCCGCCAGAGAAGUCCAUCACUCUGUCAUACCUUAUGGCCCCAAGGCUGGCUCGUCGUGGUGGAGUGGAUGAGCCAUUUGCUUGGGAAAGCAGGGAGUAUCUGAGGAAACUCUGCGUAGGAAAGGAGGUCACAUUUAGAGUGGAUUACACAGCUCCUAACAUCGGACGAGAAUUUGGCACUGUCUACCUUGGCGACAAGAACGUUGCCUACUUGGUGGUUGCUGCAGGAUGGGCAAGGGUAAAGGAGCAAGGCCCCAAGGGGGGUGAACCACUUCCAAAUGUCUCUGAGCUUCUAAGGUUGGAGGAAGUUGCUAAGCAACAGGGUUUAGGCCGUUGGAGCAAGGAACCUGGUGCUGCUGAAGAUUCGAUAAGAGAUCUUCCACCAUCAGCAAUUGGCGAACUUAGUGGUUUUGAUGCAAAGGGUUUUGCAGUUGCCAAUAAAGGCAAGAGUCUGGAAGCCAUUGUUGAACAAGUUCGUGAUGGCAGUACCAUUCGUGUUUACUUGCUUCCAAGUUUCCAAUUUGUCCAGAUAUAUGUUGCUGGAGUGCAGGCUCCGUCCAUGGGGAGACGACCACCGAAUCCUACUGUUGUUGCCGAACCAGAGGGCACUACUAACGGCACUACAAAUGGUGAUGAUUCUGGGGAAGCUCCUGCACCACUGACAACAGCACAAAGGCUUGCUGCAUCGACAGCCUCUACUGAAGUUCCACCAGAUAGGUUUGGAAGAGAAGCUAAGCAUUUCACAGAGACUCGAGUUCUGAACAGAGAUGUGCGAAUUGUGGUGGAGGGGACAGACAGUUUCAGUAAUAUAAUUGGUUCGGUGUAUUACCCAGAUGGUGACACUGCUAAGGACUUGUCCCUUGAGCUUGUUGAAAAUGGUCUUGCGAAAUAUGUGGAGUGGAGUGCGAACAUGCUAGAUGUUGAAGUUAAAAUAAAGCUGAAGAAUGCUGAACUUCAGGCAAAAAAGGAACAGCUGAGAAUUUGGACUGGAUUUAAGCCACCAGUGACAAAUUCAAAGCCAAUCCAUGAUCAGAAAUUCACUGGAAAAGUGGUAGAAGUUGUGAGUGGUGAUUGUAUUAUUGUUGCUGAUGAUGCUGCUCCUUAUGGAAGUCCUUCAGCAGAACGGCGGGUUAAUCUUUCAAGUAUUAGAGCUCCUAAGCUAGGCAAUCCUCGCAGGGAGGACAACAAGCCCGACAAAUUUGCUCGUGAAUCUAAGGAAUUCUUGCGCACACGGUUGAUUGGCAAACAGGUGACCGUGGAAAUGGAAUAUUCUAGAAGGAUCAGCACCAUGGAUGGACAGAAUGCUGUGCCUGUAAUGAACUCGGCUGAUACCAGAGUUUUGGAUUAUGGUUCAGUUUUUCUAGGUUCGCCAUCACCGGCGGACGGAGAUGACACAUCUUCUGCUCCAAGCACAGGCACCCAGCCUAAAAUUAAUGUUGCUGAGCUUUUGCUCUCACGGGGCUUCGCUGAGAUAUCAAAACACCGUGACUACGAGGAAAGAUCACAUUAUUUUGAUGCUCUAUUAGCGGCUCACUCACGUGCUGAGAAAGCAAAGAAAGGAAUUCACUCUGACAAACUUCCUCCUGUGAUGCAUAUAACCGAUUUAACAAUGGUUAAUUCUAAGAAGGCCAAAGAUUUCCUUCCCUUCCUGCAGCGGAAUAGAAGGCAUACUGCUGUUGUUGAAUAUGUGUUCAGCGGUCAUCGUUUCAAACUGACAAUUCCAAAGGAGACUUGCAGCAUCGCUUUUUCAUUGUCUGGUGUUAGGUGCCCUGGUAAAGAUGAGCCCUACUCGAGCGAAGCUAUUGCUUUGAUGAGGAGGAUGAUUCUACAGCGUGAUGUGGAGAUUGAGGUUGAAACAGUUGAUAGAACUGGAACAUUCAUAGGUUCCUUGUGGGAGUCGAAGACCAACGUUGGUUCUGUUCUUUUAGAGUCUGGCUUGGCCAAGCUUAGUUCAUUUGGCUUGGAUAGGAUUCCAGAUGCUCAUGUCCUCACAAGAGCUGAAAAGUUAGCAAAGCAGCAGAAACUGAAGAUAUGGGAGAACUACGUCGAGGGUGAAGAAGUUACUAAUGGGUCAGCCUCUGAAUCCAAACAAAAGGAAAUUCUCAAGGUUGUUGCUACUGAAGUUCUUGGUGGUGGAAAGUUCUAUGCCCAGACAGUAGGUGACCAGAGAGUAGCUUCCAUCCAACAACAGCUUGCAUCCUUGAAACUUAAGGAGGCACCAGUCAUUGGUGCUUUUAAUCCUGGGAAGGGAGAGAUAGUUCUUGCUCAGUUUAGCCUCGACAACUCUUGGAAUAGAGCCAUGAUUGUUAAUGGACCCCGAGGAGCUGUAGAGUCUGUAGAUGACAAAUUUGAAGUAUUCUACAUUGAUUUUGGUAACCAAGAAGUGGUUCCUUACAACCGCAUCCGGCCUGCAGACCCAUCAGUAUCCUCCUCUCCUCCUCUUGCUCAGCUGUGCAGCCUUGCCUUCAUCAAAGUGCCUGGUCUGGAAGAUGAUAAUGGUCAGGAAGCAGCAGAGUAUCUUAGUGAAUGCUUGCUAAGCAGUUCAAAACAAUACCGGGCAAUGAUCGAAGAGCGCGACACUACUGGUGGAAAAGUGAAGGGACAAGGCACUGGACCUGUUCUCAUUGUGACUCUUGUUGAUCCAGAGACAGAAUCCAGCAUCAAUGCUGCCAUGCUCGAGAAGGGCUUGCCCGACUUGAAAGGGGCAAGAGAUGGGACACCAAGGAGAGGAAGACAGCUCUCGAGAAUCUGGAACAGUUCCAGGAGAAGGCGAAGAAGGAAAGGCUGCGGCUGUGGCAGUAUGGAGACGUCGAAUCUGACGAGGAAGAUCAAGCUCCAGGCGGGAGGAGACCCCCGCCGCGUCGGUAGACGAGAUAAUGCCGCGGCAGGCAGUGGCGCAGUCAUGGUUUAG
Molecule: messenger RNA, 3012 nt
Organism: Triticum turgidum subsp. durum (durum wheat)
Lineage: Eukaryota; Viridiplantae; Streptophyta; Magnoliopsida; Poales; Poaceae
Source: the annotation of a GenBank genome assembly